UACAUGCGGUGAGCUCCGGCAAACGCAUGCGGAAGGCGACUCCAUGUACGCGGCAGAGCCUAGCGCCAUGCCACGUACGGAAAUCGAAGAUGCGGAUGUUUUCAGAUAAAAUAACCAUACUGCGUGUAUACAUCUAUAAAAACGACAGUUGUAUAACCUAAAAUAAACGGAUACACAAUAUUUUUCCUUUUUGAAAUAAACGAUUGAUCUUAUUUAUAAACAUUUACUUUGAGUGACAAUAGUUGAAAUAAAAUAAUAAAGUUGGAAUAAGUAAUAAAAAAAUAUAAUCAAAAUAAAUAAUAAAAUCAAAAUGAAUUGCAAUGACAAACUUGUCUUGCUAUUGUUGCUACGAAGAAGGCGAAGACGACAAGAAAGGCAACAAAUUAAUCGGAGAACACCUCGAUGGUGGGUUCAUCCUAUAAUAGAGGAACGAUAUUUUCAAGGUGCUUACAAUAACCUUGUGCUUGAACUUCGACUUGACACAGAGCGUUUUUUCAAUUUUCAUCGCAUGUCACCUCUUCAAUUUGAUCAAUUAUUAGCAAUGGUAGAACCUAUUAUUACAAAAGUACACUGCACAAGAGAACCGUUGCAUCCAGGACUGCGAUUAUCAUUAACGUUGCGAUACCUUGCAUCUGGAGAUAGUAUGGCGAGUCUACAUUAUCUGUACCGCAUAGGUAAAUCUACUGUGCCAAAAAUAAUUGUCGAAACAACGGAAGCGCUUUGGCUGACACUACAGCCUCAAGUACUUCCUCCACCAACUGUACAAACAUGGGCUAAAAUUGCAGAAGAUUUUGAAAAUAAAUGGAAUUUUCCAAAUUGUAUCGGAGCAAUUGAUGGAAAACAUGUUACUGCACAAUGUUUCAAAAAUACGGGAUCAGCUUUUUACAAUUACAAAGGCACAUACAGUACUGUUUUAAUGGGAGUUUGUGAUGCUGAUCUUCGCUUUACAUAUGUUAGCAUCGGUUCUGCUGGUAGAGAAAGCGACGGAGGUAUUUUUCAAAGUCUAGAUUUUGGAAGAUGCAUCGAAACAGAAACACUGCCAUUACCUCCACCUAAAGUCUUACCGGGUACAAAUACUUGCCUUCCCGCAGUAUUUGUUGGUGAUGCAGCGUUCCCGUUAUUGAAGAAUUUGAUGCGACCAUACCCUGGUGCUAACUUGAGUCCAGAAAAAAUUAUUUUUAAUUAUCGCUUGAGCAGAGCAAGACGUGUAAUCGAAAAUACAUUUGGGGUAAUGUCAGCCAGGUGGAGAAUAUUUCGACGACCAAUUGUUGCGUCACUUUCAACUGUAGAUAGCAUAGUUAAAAGUUGUGUGGUGCUGCACAAUUGGCUUCGAGAUGCGGAGCUGAAAGUUUUGCCUGGUCAGAGAAGAUAUGUUCCAGUAGGAUUUAUAGAUGUAGAAGAUCACUAUGGAAAUGUACAAGCUGGUCAAUGGCGAAACGGAGAACCACUUGGUGCACUUCAAGGUUUUGCACCAAAUGUAUCAAGAAACUCUGCAAAUGACGCCAAAAUAAUUCGAAAUAUCUACACAGACUAUUUUAUGAAGGAAGGUCACGUACUUUGGCAGUGGAAUAAGCUACCUGACUUUCAACGGGAAGCGUAUAUGCAACAGGCAGAAGGUUGGGUCUGAUUUUGUUGAGAAUGGCUAUCAGAAUAGCUCUCAGAAUGAGGCGACAUGCUCGGAGGUCGAGAUUGAGCUCUUGGAGG
Molecule: messenger RNA, 1704 nt
Organism: Temnothorax curvispinosus
Lineage: Eukaryota; Metazoa; Arthropoda; Insecta; Hymenoptera; Formicidae
Product: protein ALP1-like
Exons: 2
Coding region: 311-1627 (438 amino acids)
Source: RefSeq, a predicted model, not a curated record